CUGGCAUCGGCCACGAAGUCUUCAGCUGGGAAGAGUGUGAACGACAAAAAAGCGCCGAGGGGAAAGCUUCAGUAUGUGCCGGGGGCCUACCCCUACGCGGAUUAUGGGCGGUUUCUGAAGAAAACGCAUCCGGAUCUGAAAGCCUACGGGAAGGAAGUGCGAGAAAAGGUGUGGAGAGAGGUAGAACGCGACAUGUACAGCACCGGAGCUGCAUCAAGCAGGAGGGGCGCGACGAGCAGUUCCGUUUUGGCGCUCGAGGAUGGCGGUAGCCGCACCGCUGGCGUUAAUCGCAGCCUGGCGACUGAUGUGCUGGAGCCAGCGGCAGGGACGGGAUCGUCGUCGUUUUCAGCGCCAGCGCCUCCAGCAGUUGGUUCUAGUACAACCGCCUACGACGAUCAUGAGCUUGAAAGUGCGAAUUUCAGCUAUCCAGAGAUACUCAAUAAUGGAGCCAAAAUCAUGAAGCAGGACGGCGCGAGCGGCGACGGUCUUUGCCCUCAUCUUUCAGGGACGACGACACGACCAGACGAGCCGACGAGUGCGGACAAGGAAGGCAUGCUGCGAGAAGCGGACGAAAUGCUCAUCUCUGCGGUCUUGACGCACUUGUCGUGCAAGACGCUGGACCGAAACUGGACCGUCGACGAAGAAAUCGUGGGCUUUCAAGAACGCCUCAAGAACCGACGAGAGCUGAAGUUGCCUAAAGAUGAGGACCACGCAGGACUUUUUUCACAACAGCAUGCGGCCGAGCCGGAAGAACAGCGAAACUUGUACACGAAGCCACACACUGGCUUCUUUGGCUGCAGCGACGAGGAGGCAAUGAAAAAAGGCAAAAGUUAUCUACCGCGUAAUAAAGUGACGUGUCUGUCAAGCGCUAAACCACUAGACUUUGGUCAGUGGCAGAAGACGUACCAGCGAUUUUGCCGGACACCGUGGCAAUACGACAACUUGAUCUCCGACGUGGACAAUUUUCACCAAUUUUUGGAGGAAUUGCAGGUGAAUAGCAAGUCCUGUUUCACACCAAAGACCGCUGCCGACAUGGAAAAGUUGCUGCGAAGCUGCUACGUCGGCUGUCAGCAGAAUUUGGAUCACGUGAUCGCGAGAAACUUUCUCAAUCAGGCGGAGAAGAAUAAUAUCUGCAGAAGUUCCGCCGCCCUGGGUGGUCAGACGAGCAAAAUUUGCCGAACAGAAUCUGAAGAGAUGUUGAUCAAAAACAGUGGCGGCACUGCUGGCGGUACUAGUUCCUUCUCCUCCUCCUCAACCUCGAGUGCAGGAGUCACGAAGACUCCCCGCAUUCCUCCGCUACUCCCUGACUACGACAGAAAGGAAAAUGUCUUUGGUCCGAGCGCCAUUGACUGGCAGCAUGUCGCGGACAUGGUGAACCACAUGUCGGGUGCAGAAGGCGAACACCCUUCCAGCGGUGCUGUUGUGGACGAGGAGAUGAGGAGUAGGUCGACUUUCGAAUGCGAGGACAAGCAUAGCGCUGUUGAUAUAAUUGAAGGCAACACGAUUUCUUUUACAAAUACAACUACCCCCCGACAUCAAGCCCCCGAAGGGUCGUGUGGAAGUGCGUCGUCUAGUACUUGGAUUACAAUUUUCACGAAACGGCGGCGCCGCAUUCCUCUGCAUUCUUCCGGUCGUACAGCUGCGGACGAAAACGAGAAGAGCCAGCAUGGAAACAAAGAGUCAAGGAAAGCAAAGGGUCAGUCAAAGAACCAGCAGGCCUCCUCCUGCUACGACUCCUGGAGCAGCGAGGAGUUUGACUUCGAAGAUCUACUAGAGCAACCAACAGCGGCAGCACAUUCAAAUAAAGAGGGCCUAGACUACAACUUUAUGCAGGAGUCAACGGCCGAGGACGAGGACCAGGAAGAGUGUGCGGACGUGGACUUUUUUCCACCACGCAUGGUAACGCCCCAGGAAUGCCGCGCGCGGUGGGACACGGUUCUGGAAUUUUCGCUUGCAGGAAGCGUGGAGCGAAGCCGCGAGGUGGAACACGCGGACGAACUUGGCGGAGCUAGUCGUGCUUCCAGUCGGAAAAAUAGCUACUCUUAUCUUGCGGAGGUCGAACCGGGGGGAGAGACGACGUCUACGUUUUCCACUCGCGGCUCUUGGCUGGCAUUCACACCAAAGGAGGACGCGCUGCUCAUAAAGCUCUGCCUACAACGGGCGGAUGAUCUUUUGAAAAAGGAGCUAGUUGCGCUGGAUCAUGCCAAUGCCGCCGUCGCCGGGGAGCAGACGGAAGUGGACUCAUUACAACUACCCAAUACGUUCUCAACCCGACAGCAGCUGCCCAAUAAUUAUACCAGCUCAGCAAGCUCCUCAACCAGGACACCACCAUCCCAUCCUCCAGAUAGGCGCCUCACAAGUGAUCACCGCGACGAGGAUCUAUUACGUACCUUGGUGAAGACCAUUCGAGCCUUCGAGCCGGAAAGCUGGAUUGCUGUGAUGUUUUCCUUCCAUGAAAAGUUAGAGCAGCGGAACAGGAAGAAACACAAGAAACUGUAUAGGGAUCUAGCGAAGAAGUUGAAAAAGUUAAAAAUGCUAAACAGCAAUGGCAUAACCCUCGGAGCCCAAUCAAUGACAGUGCCGAGAAAGAACAAUAAGUCAGGUCCUGUCGUUGGCGGAGUGAAGAAGACGACGAAGAGUUGUACGACGAAAAAUAAGAAAAAUGUGAAGAAGGAGGUGCAGAAGCAGAAGCAUAGACUAAGCACUACUACGACUAGCCAAGAAGCAGUGCGACCCGAAAGCAGAAGACCGCCACCGGCUCUACUCGAGCGAAAGGUGCAGCAACUCAUGGCAGAGUUUGAGGAGCAAGUUACCCCCUUGCUGGAAUUCCGGCAGCGACCGUGGGUGGUACUGCAUGACCGGGUGGCGUUUUUACUGGCCAAUGCGGAUCGUGGUGGACACCUUCAUUUCCCUGCGGACGCCGGCACGGCUGCGAAACUAGCGCCGGCACGCGUUCUUCUACCAGUCGAAUCCUCCGCGGGAAAUGCCAUAAACAUCGACGGGAAGAUGAACAAGGAUUCAUCCGCCAAGCAGCAGGCGUCUGAUUCACCGCUGCUCAAAUCAAGAUUCGCAGCGAGCUCAAAAAGCAGCGCAGCGACGGACGAUGAAGUAAACGGGAUAUUACUAGAGCCCCCGACGGGGAACAAACAGAAGCAACACCAAGGAAAAAUUCUCCGUCCGGAGGAUGAUGAUUUAUGGUUGCCGUCGGAAAAGAACAAGAUGGAUUCGGCUUCUCGGGCGCAGCAGCCCGCUUUUGACAAAGGGAUAGAAGUUGCGUGGCAAGAAGGUGGAACAAGUAGUACAAGUGUCAACUACGCUCCUUCAUCCGGACCGCAUGUACAACUUGUUGGCAGAACAAAGAACGAACUGUUUCUUGAACGCCUCUACCGCCACGCAGAGGAGACCGUGCACGAGGUGUACCGGUCGCAGAAGGCCUGCGCCAACACGGAGCGGCAGCCCAGCUUCAAGCAGAUUACCAACAUGAUGUACAAGCUGCACGAGGAUUUCUUCCUGACCAGCACCCUGCUCCGGCUUAACAACCGCAUCCUUCUACGCGACCGGAUACGCAGCCUACUCGACGGGACUACUAGCACGGGAGCUUCACCCGGACCGGCGGAGGAGAGCUGCGACGUCGUAGUCGCACAGGACAAGAGUCGUGAGCGGGAGGAAGGGCUGGAAAUGGUUCUGGAUGAAGAGGACGAUCUUCUGAACGAAAAGGUCCUCGUCGCGGGGGCAUCUUCACUGUUGUCCUCGUCUACCUCCGCGAUUCAGAACAAUGUCAAAUCUACGACAGCAGGAGCGGUAGAACUACGAGCCAACACAACAGGUGCCGGAGCAACACUACUAGUACCACCGCGGUCCACCUCUCGAUCAUCGUUGCAGAAAAAGUACUCAUCUAAAAAGAAAAAGAAGGCGAAGCGGCCCGUCCGCUGGACGGCGGCGGAGCGGCUGCAGUUGGAGACACUCUGCAACACGGAAGUCUACGUGCACAAGAAUGCCACUAAGACGCCGAUGUGGGCGGAAAUCGCCCGGGAAAUCGGAAACGGAAAAACGGGCACCAACUGCCGCGACCACUACCGCGCUGUCACCAUGUUUGCGGCGACCUCAGGAUUUGCUGAUGGCGAGGAUAAUAAAGGAAAGAAGCCCUGGACCGCCUCAGAGGACAAAAAGAUUAUCGAGUUCGGUAGCACGCCCGCAUUGUCCACCGCGACUUCUUGGGAAGCAUUGGGCAGAGAGUUGAACAGAAAGAGCGCGCUGCUGCGCUACCGAUGGAAAGUGUUGGCUGCCGGUAAAGGAAAUAAACCGAAAAAGGCAAUAAAGAGGAACAGCGAAGUGAAGAAAAGUAAAGUGGUGGUGGCGAAAUCAAAAAAGAAAAAGGUCCAGCCGGGGGACACCAGCGAGAAAAAAACUGUUGUUCAACUACACAAGCGGGACGUCGAAAAUGCUGACAAGAAAGACGAGAAGAAGCUUCUCGCGCCGGCCGAGAAUGAAUCAACAUCACAUGAUGCGGCGAGUGCGGUCCACCCGAUGAAGCGCGCGCGCGGCCGACCGAUGAAAGUCGUCUCGGUGAUCAAGCGCACUGCGAAGGGGCGCCCGCCUGGGUCAAAGAACAAGAAACCCGCGGUGUCGCACCUGAACAAAGGCAAGAACCCACCGGGGAGGCCGAAGGGGGCAAAGGACAAGAAAGCGCGAAAGCCAAGGGGAACGUAAGUGGAGCUGGGAAAGGGGACGGCGCCUUGGAGCAGUGCGAAAAAAAUACAUCCUCAAAAAAAAGCCAUAGAAAGGUUCUGAUCGGAAAGUUUCUCUCGGAAUAGUGCAGCGAGCAUGGACAACAGAGCAAUAGCAUGUACAACGAGAAAUUAUGCAGCUUCUUGUUUCAUCUACCAAGACAUGGCUGAAGUUCAUGAGCGUGCUUCCAAGAAAGUGAGACUCAGCGGCAGUUGCACUAAGUGCUCUUUCUCAACACUGCCUCUAUCAUCUCUACAGCGACACUCAUGACUUGAUGACAGGAGUUUCUGGCGACUUUAAAAGACCUGCGCAAUUGAAGUCCCAUAAGAGGAUAAAGCAGCGUCAAACUGCUAUAGCGACAUCGAAUAGUACCCAUUGCUGAAGAGCACUGUGGAAGCUCGGG
Amoebophrya sp. A120 is the source of this 5131-nucleotide messenger RNA. The record is from the annotation of a GenBank genome assembly. NCBI's taxonomy places the organism in Eukaryota, Dinophyceae, Syndiniales, Amoebophryaceae.